CUCCGUAGCGGCCCUCGGCAGUUUCCGCUUCUGACAAUCGACGGUGCGCCUGCACUUCCUGCAGCGGCGGCUCCCGCAGCCGAGUCAAAAUGGGUCAAAGUCAGAGUGGUGGUCAUGGUCCCGGAGGUGGCAAGAAGGAUGACAAGGACAAGAAAAAGAAGUACGAACCUCCCGUACCAACUAGGGUGGGGAAAAAGAAGAAGAAAACCAAGGGGCCCGAUGCUGCCAGCAAACUGCCACUGGUGACGCCUCACACUCAGUGCCGGUUAAAAUUACUGAAGUUGGAGAGAAUUAAAGAUUAUCUUCUCAUGGAGGAAGAAUUCAUUAGAAAUCAGGAACAGAUGAAGCCUUUAGAAGAAAAGCAAGAGGAAGAGAGAUCGAAGGUGGACGAUCUGAGGGGGACCCCGAUGUCCGUAGGAACCUUGGAAGAGAUCAUCGAUGAUAAUCACGCCAUUGUGUCUACAUCUGUGGGCUCAGAACACUACGUCAGCAUUCUUUCCUUUGUGGACAAGGACCUGCUGGAACCAGGCUGCUCCGUCCUGCUCAACCACAAGGUGCAUGCCGUGAUAGGGGUGCUGAUGGACGACACAGACCCCUUGGUCACGGUGAUGAAGGUGGAAAAGGCCCCGCAGGAGACCUACGCCGACAUCGGGGGGUUGGACAACCAAAUCCAGGAAAUCAAGGAAUCUGUGGAGCUUCCUCUUACUCACCCUGAAUAUUACGAGGAGAUGGGUAUAAAGCCCCCUAAGGGGGUCAUUCUCUAUGGCCCACCUGGCACAGGUAAAACCUUAUUAGCCAAAGCAGUAGCAAACCAAACCUCGGCCACUUUCUUGAGAGUGGUUGGCUCUGAGCUUAUUCAGAAGUACCUCGGCGACGGGCCCAAACUGGUCCGGGAGUUGUUUCGCGUUGCUGAAGAACACGCACCGUCCAUUGUGUUUAUUGAUGAAAUCGAUGCCAUUGGGACUAAAAGAUACGACUCAAAUUCUGGGGGUGAAAGAGAAAUUCAGCGAACGAUGUUGGAACUGUUGAACCAGUUGGAUGGAUUUGACUCCAGAGGGGACGUGAAAGUUAUCAUGGCCACAAACCGAAUAGAAACUUUGGAUCCAGCACUUAUCAGACCUGGCCGCAUUGACAGGAAAAUCGAGUUCCCCCUGCCCGACGAAAAGACCAAGAAGCGCAUCUUUCAGAUCCACACGAGCAGAAUGACGCUGGCUGAUGACGUGACGUUGGAUGACCUGAUCAUGGCUAAAGAUGACCUCUCGGGUGCCGACAUCAAGGCAAUCUGUACAGAAGCUGGUCUGAUGGCCUUGAGAGAACGCAGAAUGAAAGUAACAAAUGAAGACUUCAAAAAAUCUAAAGAAAAUGUUCUCUAUAAAAAACAGGAAGGCACCCCCGAGGGGCUUUAUCUCUAGCAGACUAGUUACCUUUAAGAAGAUGGUUGGCGAAGCCCAACCCCUUGGAGGGAGGCGGCUGGGGAAGGUGCCCACCCCAGCUGAUCCCCCAGCAACACGUGCUGUGCACUGUGCACCUCCCGGAGCACCUGUGUGGGAGCCUGUGGUCCAGCGCCCCGUUCCCAAUAAAAUGAGCUCUUUCUCA
Artibeus jamaicensis (Jamaican fruit-eating bat) is the source of this 1596-nucleotide messenger RNA. It is a transcript of the gene PSMC1, whose product is annotated as proteasome 26S subunit, ATPase 1. The transcript has 11 exons. Bases 90 to 1412 code for a protein of 440 amino acids. Gene Ontology annotation, cellular component: proteasome regulatory particle, base subcomplex. The record is from RefSeq and is a predicted model, not a curated record. Gene Ontology annotation, molecular function: ATP hydrolysis activity; ATP binding; proteasome-activating activity. Gene Ontology annotation, biological process: proteasome-mediated ubiquitin-dependent protein catabolic process. NCBI's taxonomy places the organism in Eukaryota, Metazoa, Chordata, Mammalia, Chiroptera, Phyllostomidae.